Saccharomyces paradoxus is the source of this 1218-nucleotide messenger RNA. It is a transcript of the gene RPT6, whose product is annotated as proteasome regulatory particle base subunit RPT6. Gene Ontology annotation, cellular component: proteasome regulatory particle, base subcomplex. Gene Ontology annotation, biological process: proteasome-mediated ubiquitin-dependent protein catabolic process. The transcript has a single exon. The coding region runs from base 1 to 1218 and encodes 405 amino acids. Lineage: Eukaryota; Fungi; Ascomycota; Saccharomycetes; Saccharomycetales; Saccharomycetaceae. The record is from RefSeq and is a predicted model, not a curated record. Gene Ontology annotation, molecular function: proteasome-activating activity; ATP binding; ATP hydrolysis activity.
AUGACAGCUGCUGUAACGUCCUCCAAUAUAGUAUUGGAAACCCAUGAAAGUGGUAUCAAGCCUUAUUUUGAACAAAAGAUCCAAGAAACAGAAUUAAAGAUCCGCUCCAAAACAGAAAAUGUUCGUAGACUAGAGGCCCAAAGGAAUGCGUUGAAUGACAAAGUACGUUUUAUCAAGGACGAACUACGUCUAUUACAAGAACCUGGAUCUUAUGUAGGCGAAGUCAUAAAGAUUGUUUCUGACAAAAAAGUCCUCGUUAAAGUGCAACCUGAAGGGAAAUACAUCGUGGAUGUUGCAAAAGAUAUAAAUGUGAAGGACUUAAAGGCAUCUCAAAGAGUUUGUCUAAGGAGUGACUCUUACAUGUUGCAUAAAGUUCUCGAGAAUAAGGCUGACCCGCUAGUUUCAUUGAUGAUGGUGGAAAAAGUUCCUGAUUCCACAUAUGAUAUGGUUGGUGGUUUGACAAAGCAAAUAAAGGAAAUCAAAGAAGUUAUUGAACUGCCCGUAAAACAUCCAGAGCUUUUCGAAAGUUUGGGUAUCGCGCAACCAAAGGGCGUCAUCUUAUAUGGCCCCCCUGGCACAGGGAAGACAUUAUUAGCAAGGGCCGUUGCACAUCACACUGAUUGUAAAUUCAUUAGGGUGAGUGGUGCCGAACUGGUACAAAAGUAUAUUGGUGAAGGUUCCCGUAUGGUCCGUGAACUGUUUGUGAUGGCUAGAGAACAUGCUCCUUCCAUUAUCUUUAUGGAUGAAAUUGAUUCUAUUGGCUCCACUCGUGUAGAAGGUUCUGGUGGUGGUGAUUCAGAAGUUCAAAGAACAAUGUUAGAACUAUUGAACCAACUCGAUGGGUUUGAAACUUCUAAAAAUAUCAAAAUCAUUAUGGCCACGAAUAGACUAGAUAUCCUGGAUCCAGCACUUUUGAGACCUGGUAGAAUAGAUAGGAAGAUUGAAUUUCCACCUCCAAGUGUUGCAGCCAGAGCCGAGAUUUUAAGGAUUCACUCUAGGAAAAUGAAUCUAACCCGUGGUAUCAACUUGAGAAAAGUUGCUGAAAAGAUGAAUGGUUGUUCUGGUGCCGAUGUUAAAGGUGUCUGUACGGAAGCUGGUAUGUAUGCUUUAAGAGAAAGAAGAAUACAUGUUACUCAAGAAGAUUUUGAAUUAGCUGUCAGUAAAGUUAUGAACAAGAACCAAGAAACGGCCAUUUCCGUCGCCAAGUUGUUCAAGUGA